Molecule: messenger RNA, 1263 nt
Organism: Trichomonas vaginalis G3
Lineage: Eukaryota; Parabasalia; Trichomonadida; Trichomonadidae
Exons: 1
Coding region: 1-1263 (420 amino acids)
Source: RefSeq, a predicted model, not a curated record
AUGAAUACUUCUAUUUCAUUUCUUACCUUAAAAUCGAUUGCAACAUCACCUUUUUAUUCGAGGCCUGCAUACCUAGAUCAUUCUUCUUCAGUAUUUAGCCAUCUAACUUCAUUCAAACAGAUUGCUUCGACAUUUUAUUCAAGCAACCCACAUUUAGAGGCUAAUUUCCAUCAUUCAAAGUUCAUUAAAUCAUUAUCGACUCCAAUUUACUACUCAUCUCUGCAGAUUUUCACAAAAACUCAAUUCGUCAAACGAAAUCAAACGAAAUUCCAAGUUUCAGAUUGCCAAUUCCUUGAGUGUCGUUCCACUGAUGAAAAUGAAGGCGGUGGAGCCAUUCAUAUUGAGCAUACGCCAACAAUUUCGAUUUCGAAAUCUUCUUUUAUUUCCUGUUUCUCAAUCAUCGCGCAAGAAGAUGGUGGUGCAAUAUACCUCAGUGGAGUUAUAACCGAAUCAAAUCUGCAAUCAAAUUGCUUUAUCCAGUGCAGUGCGUCGAGAAAAGGUCAUGCAUUUGCAAUCAAAUCUAAUAAGUGUCUUCUCAAGCAGAACUAUACGUCCAUCUCAAGGUGUCCUGUUUUUUACAAGAAGCAGCAGAAAUCUGCAAUUUUUGUAAAAUCAGAAAUGCAUUCAAGCGACAUCAAUAUAACAAAAUGCGAUGCAAUGUAUUCUCCCGCAUUCUCGAUUAAUAAUGGCAAAGUUGGCUACGGAAAAUACUUCAAUUUAGAGAAUAAUACGGUUGGAAAAUCGUUUAUUCUCUUCGACUACACUUCAAAGGCAUCUUCUAAUCCUACAAUAUUCGAUUCAUGGAAUAUUAUCUUCAACGACUACAAAAACAGAAUGAAAUUCGAAGUUAAAAACCAUUCGAUCAUAAAUACUGUUUUAAUUGGCGGUGAACAAGACUAUUACUGCGAUAUGGUCUCAGGCACAGUCAAUUUCAUUAAUUGCAGAUCAGAAAAAGUUAUUAAAUUCGAACUUGAAGGAGAACAAGAAACAAAGCUCAUUACAAGACUUCAUACGCUUCACGUAUUUCCGAAAAAGAAUAUUACACUCAAUCCAAUCGCAAAAAUUAACAAUAAGGGUUGCCAAGUACAACAACAACCAAAUGUUGACGAUGAAAAGUUGCCUUUAGUUCAAUUUGCGGCACCAUUCAUGGUCGCUGCACUUGGUAUUGUCGUUACUGUAGUUAGCGGAAUUAUAGUAAAAAUUGCAACCAAAUCUCCGAUAAAGAGAGACGAUGAAGAGUCUCUAAGGCUCAGAACGCCAUAA